AUGGAAUCAAAUCAGGUCGUGAUGGAGCAUAACGCAUGUGGGAUGAUAUCUUGUGACAAGAUUGAUCGGAUGGCUAAUUGGGUUGGAAAUAGCGUUGCGUCGGCGUUUUUCACCUCACUCGAACGCUGUUCAUGCAUCAAUCUCAGCACCUCUCAUGACGAUUUUGACGAAGGAGACGAUGAAGAAGAGGCAAAAGAUCGUCCGCUCAUGCUCACAAAACCUGUCAUCUUCGUUGAUGAGUCUCACCAUGAACCCAUUAAGGUUCCUCCUGUGUAA
Molecule: messenger RNA, 276 nt
Organism: Lactuca virosa
Lineage: Eukaryota; Viridiplantae; Streptophyta; Magnoliopsida; Asterales; Asteraceae
Source: the annotation of a GenBank genome assembly